AUGUCAUCUUUCAACUACGACCGUUACGACCGCCGCCAGUCCUCGUCGCGCAACAACCGCUCUGCCCUCGGCUUCUAUGUUCCUCUCAUCCUUACUGUUACCGUUGCGACUGCUGGUCUAGCUGCUUGGGUAUGGAGUUCGCGUGAGGAUAGCCGGGAUUAUAAUUCCGACGACGAUUUGUCUUAUGGCGAGGACUCUGCGCAGGAAAGAAGGCAGGGCAGGUCCGCCGUAGGCCGCGAUGUCUCGGGCUUCUCGGCUGCAGAGGCAGGCGGUGAAGGAUGGGGUGAUAGUACCCUACUUGGCCGCGCACAUGGCGUCAUCCGGCGUACACCGUCGCCUCAGCAGCUGUUCGACACUGUAAGCAAGAAGACGGCGGCGGGCUGGGCGGCGGCAGGUGCAGCUGCUGGGGCCGCCUUGGCCUCGAUCCGCGAGGAAGACAGGGACGAGGCUUUUGGCGACCAUUCGCGAUGGAGCGAAGAGGCUACGCUGAGGAGGAACGUGGAGGCGCAGAGCAGAGACAGCGGUGUGGCAGUCGAUACGCACACGAGGAGCUUUGCCGAGACUGUGCGAAAGGCCGAGGGCAGGGGAGACAAGGACUGGGGGAAGAGGAGGACAGUUGUGCUGGUUGUCAGUGCAGAGAGCUUGUCAGAUAUGGACCAUGACAAUGAAGGCUCAUACCGUGAAGAGAAUGCCACCAUCCUCUCCCACCUCCCCAACACUGAUUUUUCGAAAACCAAGCUCUUCGUCCUCAUCUACUCGCCCACAAUGCGCUCGCGCCCCCAAUCUCGUGCAAACUCCCGCGUAAACUCUCGUGCAAACUCGUCGUCGCUCGGCGACUCGUACUCAGCUAUCAGCACGCCUGGCGAUGAGCUCCGCUCCAUGGAUCCCGUCGUCUUCACCCCCGCGCCCAGCACCCGCGGCUCAGAUAACUCGCUCUGGAACUCGCUGCACUCUCAGGCUGUGCGCUUGGUCGAAGACCCAACUAUGGUCAUGCCUUUUAGCACACAGACUGGCUUUGUGCACAUGGUGCGACACCUCGGCCCGGAUCUCGUGUAUGUUGUCGAUGCUCUGAGCGGUGUCAACGGACAGAAUGUCGAGGACAUUAGGAAAUGGGUGGGCCAGACGGUGGUCAUCGUAGGAGGCGACGGCACGGGUCUCGGUGGCCUUGUUGAUACCGACGAUGAGAGUCCGAUGCGCAAGGGCAAGGAGAGCGAGCAUAUCGUCAGGUGGUGGCAGAUCACCGACAUGGUUGGUCUUGGCAAGGGCGUUGAAGUCGUGGAUGCCUCCCGCCUUACAGACGACUAUGAGCGGAGGGUCGGUGGGCGCGAGUAG
This is a messenger RNA of Pyrenophora tritici-repentis Pt-1C-BFP, 1332 nucleotides long. RefSeq names its product Tymo-45kd-70kd domain containing protein. Lineage: Eukaryota; Fungi; Ascomycota; Dothideomycetes; Pleosporales; Pleosporaceae. The record is from RefSeq and is a predicted model, not a curated record.